CUUUUAAAUUAUCGCAAAACUAAAGUUAUGGCCAAAUAUACAGUUGAAGUAAUUUCAAAGCAUAUUUGCCAACUGGGAGAGGGUCCUCAUUGGGACCAAAAGUCUCAGACACUGUAUUACGUGGACCUAAUUGGUGGUGAUGUGUGUCGUUUGGACCCAAACACACAGGAAUCAGAAGUGGUUCACAUCGGAGGCAUUGUUUCGGUUUUGGUUCCCAUUAACAACAACAAAAAUGAGUUUAUCAUAAGUCAAGACAACAAACUUUAUAAACUCGAUUGGAGUUCUCAACAAAAACAACUGUUAACCGAAAUUGAGAGCCAUUUGGAUAAGAAUCGAUUCAAUGACGGAAAGUGUGACCCAAGCGGUCGAUUCUGGGUCGGCACUAUGGGUCCCGAGACAUCUCCCGGGGUAUUCGUUGACAACAGAGGUGCUCUUUAUAAUUAUGGGUCUAAAAUUGAGAAAAAGUUUGACCCUGUUAAUCUAUCCAAUGGUCUGGCCUGGUCGUUAGAUAACACCAAAAUGUAUUUCAUUGACUCAACCAAAAGAAUUAUUUAUUCUUUUGAUUUCGACAUUAAGAGUGGAAAUAUUGAAAACGCAAACGUUUUCUUUGAUUUCAACAAAAAGAAAGAUUUGGCGGAAAACAUAUUACCCGAUGGUAUGACUAUUGAUAAGCAGGGAAACCUAUGGGUCGCCUGUUUUAACGGCGCGAGAGUUAUCAAUAUUUGCACAAAAAGUGGCCAAAUCAUUGAUACGAUUAGUUUGCCCACCGAUUGCAUUACAUCCGUGUGUUUCGGUGGCCAACACUUGGAUCAGCUCUUCGUGACGACCGCUUUGUGGCCAUUGAACGACGCGAGAAGAGCUCAACAGCCAAAGGCUGGACAUCUGUUUCGCGUCACUUCAGACGAGAAGACUUUCGGCGGAUUUGAAUCCAGUUAUGAAUUCAAAGAGUGAUUUCAAUUGAUUUAAAAAGUUUUCAUACA
Messenger RNA from Oppiella nova, 980 nucleotides. The record is from the annotation of a GenBank genome assembly. Lineage: Eukaryota; Metazoa; Arthropoda; Arachnida; Sarcoptiformes; Oppiidae.